This is a messenger RNA of Durusdinium trenchii, 1587 nucleotides long. NCBI's taxonomy places the organism in Eukaryota, Dinophyceae, Suessiales, Symbiodiniaceae. The record is from the annotation of a GenBank genome assembly.
AUGGCUGCUUCACGGGGCUUGCCGUAUGGCGUUCUUGCUGGCCGAGGCGGGGGGCGAACAGCCUUCGAGCCGAAUUCUGACCCGUCAUCCCCGCCGCCCCGUCGUGGGGCGCCGGACGACGUGCCGUUGGAUGCGCCGGAUGCGGUGGACUUGCCGGAGUUGCCGGGCGCGUGCCGCACAGUGGAGCAGCGUCACAGCGGAGCUUUGCGGCGGAGACGGCUGCAAGUGACUGCGCAGCUGCUGGGUGUUGAGGAUAAGAAGCUCUGGAAGCUGGGUAGAGGAUGGCGUGGUGUGAGGGACGAGGGCGUCAGGGACGAUGGAGUCAGGGACGAUGGGGCAGAGGGCUACAGCCCCAGGGAGGUGUUAACUGUCAGCCGUAGUCGAAUCCGGUGCAGUGCAGACUGGGGAUUUUCUUUGGAGUUGCUCCCUAUCGCUGCUCGCAUCGCUUGGCAGCAAGCCACUGGUAGCGACCAAGCAGUGGAGAACACCCGUCGCUUGCAACAUGUUUUGGAGGCACUGGGCCCCGCCUUCGUGAAGUUGGGCCAAGCAGCGGCCUGUCGCGAAGACAUUUUGAGCCAAGCAGUGGCCGCUGAGCUUCGGAAGCUUUGCGACCAGGUCGCACCCUUUGACCACCUCGAGGCCCGACGCUUGGUCGAAUGCCAGCUGGGCGGCGCAGCCGCUGCGGCCGCAGCCGCGCGGGUCACGGCGGAGAGCUGUGUGGCCGCGGCCAGCCUGGGGCAGGUGUGGCCUUGGUGGAAUUGGAGUCCAGAAGAUGACUUUUUCUCAAGGUAUCGCAUCCAGUUGCAUGGUCAGACCUUUGCCAUGAAAGUUCAACGUCCUGGAUUGAAUCGGGCCCUUGCCAUCGAUGUGGUCAUACUGAAAGGCAUGGCUCGUGUUCUCCGCUGGCUGGUUCGGCACUUCAUGGCUGCAAGUGUCGACCCAGUUCAGAUUGUGGACGAUUGGGCUAAGACCCUUUGGGACGAGCUGGACUACAAGAAGGACACACCAAUGCCAUCCGGGAAGACAAACAUCCUUCAAGAAUGGGUGGAGGGCCAAAAGCUCACAGAGUUCCCCCGAGCGGUGAAGAAUCAGCACGUGGGCAUCGGUGUGGAAGCCUUUGCGGCCAUGAUCCUGGAUGUGGGGGUGGUCCAUGCUGAUCCGCACCCUGGGAACUUCAUCGUCACCGGCGACGCCGAGAUUUGCUUGCUGGACUUCGGCAUGGUCUGCCGGGUCCCGGAAGCUCAUCGCCGUGCCUGGGCCCAGUGCGUGGUGGACCUCGUGCGCAAGGACCACAGUGCUGUCCUGGACGACCUCAUCGAGAUCGGCUUUUUCCCAGCGGACUGCCCUCGCCACGAGAUUUUGCCCGUCAUGUCCAAGAUUUGGGCCAAGCUAGUGGAGUGCGGCAGCGACAUCCACAAGCGGAAAAGCGCUGUGCAGUUGCUCUACCAGGAGAUUUUGACCUUGGUCCGGCGGUUUGAGUUUAGCUUGCCUGAUUACUAUGUGGCCCUCGUGCGCGCGCUGCUCACAUUGGAGGGCAUUGCGCUGGCAGCAGACUGCCGCUCGGUUACAUUUUUGGGGGGGGAAUGA